Peronospora belbahrii is the source of this 999-nucleotide messenger RNA. Lineage: Eukaryota; Oomycota; Peronosporomycetes; Peronosporales; Peronosporaceae. The record is from the annotation of a GenBank genome assembly.
AUGUGUGCUACAUACGGCGACUUUACGGUCGUAUACCUCAAUAGUGUCAUACUGCAGAAUGAGCUAGAGGCUUUAGAGGAACUAACGGCACAGCUUAGUCGUAGAACCACUGCAGUGAAGCAUCCGGCAGCUGUCUUACUGGAAUAUAUACCUUCAAGCAUUUUGCGCAAGAAAAGAGCAAUGCCAAGCAAUUUUUGCUAUACAACUUGCUUGAUUGGCUUUAGGCAACAGACAUCAAGCUGGGUGUGCUUGGUAUCACGGAUGAUUACAAUGUCGUGGACAAUUCGAAAAGCAAAUGCAUCGUUCUUGAACAACCCUCCUUCGCGAAGAUCCGGCAAUAACCUGGUAGACCUGCUCUCUUUCGACAAGAUUUCAUGGGACUUUUACAGUGACCUCAGACAGCCAUCUGCCGACUACACAGCAGCUUUCUCCACCAGUGUGUAUGAACUGUUUGUGGAGCCAAGUAAGUUCCUUGCGAGUCUCGAGUUUGACUACGACAUUGGCGAGUCGCAGGAUUGUUUUGUACGGCUUGCUGUAGCUGCCGUCUAUUACAUAAGUGUUGAUGAGCCGCUCCUCACAGCUCAGCAUUUUCGGCUGGCGAGGCAUUUGCUGGAGCAAGACCAUCAACUUGCUGUUUUAGAGACUGUUACGGAGCAUGGUAUCGCGCUGCUAAUCGGCAUGGGACAUUUGGGAAAGGCAGUCAGCGUGUGCUUACGCUGGAAAUGGUAUACUCUUGGUGGGAAAACUUUUUUCGUCUUCACGACAUGCUUGCACGACAUGCUUGCACAACUACCAACGCGCAGCGAAGCCCGUAAAGCUUUGGAAAAUCUGCUCCAACUGAAGCUUGUUAUGGGUGCGGGAGAUGCUUUCAAGAUUGGGCAGACCAAGAAAGGUUACAUGAACAAGGUUAUUCUCGCUCACUGCAGCGUCAUUUCAUGCUGUACGCUUGAAUUUUGCGGCACGAAACUUGGCAGGUGUGAUUUACAAUGGCUGCAUUAG